ACAGCUGGAAAAGAACACUGAAAACACCAUAGAGUCCUUACAGUUGGAUGCUGCCAGUGAACGUUCAUUAAGAAAACAUGGCUAAUACCACAGAAACCUCUGGAGAGUUAGAGAUUGUCGAUGACAACGCUAUAAUGAAAGCAGAUUUCAUUCAGGAGCUUCUUCCGUCUGCGGAGCGAACAGCUCUCCUUUAUCACCUGACUUUCCUGAGUCUGGGAGGAUUCCCAAAGCUGGAGCGUCUGAUCAGAGAUCAAGCUACUGAAACACAACUGCUGUUCGGAUCCUCUGAAGCCCUUCUGCUGAGGUGUGUCGGCACGAGUUCCAACCUGGUCACCUCCCUGUUUCCAAUGUUGAAAACAGCUGUGGUGAAGAACAAACCCGUUUUGGCGGUGAAGUACCUGAUGAAAGCCAAAGAGUGGAUCACUGACAUCAUAACACAAGUGGAUGACAUUGUGAAGAGGUAUGAUAAACACAACGAAAGUGUGAAAACAUGCACCAGUGACGUGUUUCAAGAACAAGCAAAGACCAAAGAAAAAAUUGAGAAAAAAUCUGAUGAGAUGAAGGGUCUGAAGGAUGCUCUGGCCAAGCUCGAAGUGGAUCUGAAAAUAGUAGUCAAAAAAACAAAGAUGACUGAGAAUCAAAUUAAAAACAACACUGAGGAGCUAAACAGCUUCAUCAGAAGAUUUCAGGAAGAACAUGGCCACUGGACUAAGAAGUUCCUUGACGCUUUUAGAGGCUAUCCAGAUGCUAUGAAGGAGUCUACUGCCAUUGAUCUGGAUAGAAAACUGAAACAACUCGACUCUGAGAAGAGCCUUCUGAAAAAUGAAGAGUGGAACAUCAAAACCGAGCAGCUUGAUCUUCAGCUGAAGCUGGCCAACUGUAAAAUACGGAUGGGUGAGAUUCCCGACCCUGACAACCUGACGGAAGUCCAGAAACAUCUUAAUCAAAUCCAACAAAUUCUGGUUGAUCUGAAAAAGUUUUGGGAGAAGGUGGAUGCUAUUCUGAGCACGCUGAAAGAUAAAACCUUUGUUGGGGAGGAAAUGGUGGACAUGGAGGACAUGAAGGAUGAGUUUAUAAGCUCCAUUGAAGAUGCAGCAAAGUACUGGAAGAAAUUUGGUGUGUGCUGUCAGAAAGCUCAAGGCGUCUUCAGUGUUCAGUCUAGAGAUGCAUAUAAAUUCCUGGAGAUGAAUCCGUCUUCGCUCUCUGAGGAGGAGAGGAAAAAGCAGUACUUGUCUAUCACAGAGAAGCUGAAUAAAAUCAAUCCAAACCCGCCAGCACUGAGUAACACCCAGAUCUGAUGCUUCCUGAAUGCUCCUUACACAAAUCAAUGCAUACAGCUUCUCUUGGCAUUUUCGUAAUGCUUUGUAAUAUCUAGUAAACUGCCUUUGAACAUGUAAAACUACAGUUCCACAUAUACGUGUUCUUUAAUAAGUUGAUGUUAGGAAUAUCAUUUAGAUCAAUUUAUGGCUAUCUCUUUCAAAAUCGCUUUGCAUUUUUAUCAUGCUAUAUACAGAUCUUGCGGUCUGGUCACGUGAUUAAUAUCUAUGUCCCACAAUAAAGACAAAAGACAUGAAACAUUUCAUUGUAGCCAAAUCCUUCAAAAAGCCAUUUCUAAUGCUUUGGUGUACAAUAUAUCAGGGAUCAUUACAGUUAUGUCUAUACUGUUUGCUUGCUUAAAAUAGGGUCUAUCCCCAAACAAAAAGCCUUAGCGUAUUUUAUAACUUCUUUCACAAACUUAAGAAAGUGAUCAUUUAUGCGAAAAUCAGAGAUGAAGAGUAUAAAUGUGAUGUAAUGACUUAAGUUUGCUUUAUUGGAAUUAUGUUUGUUUUCUUGAGUUUCAGUUUGAAUUUUUGAAUUUGAAUCUGUGAGGUUGACUGAGGGUCUGACUUAUGUCAGAAAUGCAAUAACAGUGUUUAUUCGUUUUUGCCCCGGCUUCCAGAGCACAUAUAAUGUUAAGAGUGUAGUGAAAGUAUAACCAGUAGUAAUUAAUUUUUUUUUCUGUUUUAGUGAUCAAUGAAUGGUAAAAAGGGGGAAAUUGUGGUGGAAAAAUUCAUUUACAUUGCUUCUGCAUGUCCAUAUAUGCAUGUGUUUUCUUAGAACUGCUGUGUGGACACAGUGAGAGAUGGGUUUAGGGCCUAAGAGUAAGCUGUAUGGGCAACAGGUGGUCCACGGAGCCGUGUUGGGUGCAGAAGGGAGACACCUGGGAGGAAACAGAUGUCUGAGGAUGACCUGAGUGGUCAUUUGGGGCCAUAGAAAUGGGGGAAACAGAUGCCUGAGGAUGACCUGGGAGGUUAGCUAAGCCCUAAAUAUGGGGGGAACCAACCUUUAGAAGAAUGAUAUAGUAGUGUGUUUAUGAGUUUUCUUUGUUUUUCUAUGGAAAAGUACAGCUGUUAAGAGUUUAUAACCUUGACUGGGGAAAAGAGAUAUAAAGCGGAGGACUGCCCUCCCUUCCUUGUCACACUCUGCAGCGACUUGUGUUUCUGUAUGACUGUCUGACCUUCUUUGCAAAGAAUAAAAGCUUCUUUUAAUUAUAA
Cyprinus carpio (common carp) is the source of this 2534-nucleotide messenger RNA. RefSeq lists its product as uncharacterized. NCBI's taxonomy places the organism in Eukaryota, Metazoa, Chordata, Actinopteri, Cypriniformes, Cyprinidae. The transcript is spliced from 8 exons. Bases 78 to 1298 code for a protein of 406 amino acids. The record is from RefSeq and is a predicted model, not a curated record.